Messenger RNA from Cuscuta epithymum, 1430 nucleotides. The record is from the annotation of a GenBank genome assembly. NCBI's taxonomy places the organism in Eukaryota, Viridiplantae, Streptophyta, Magnoliopsida, Solanales, Convolvulaceae.
GUUUGAUCUUGUUGUGAAUGUAAUUAGCCAGCGCGCGAGGCAUUAAAAAUGGGGCGGGCGCCGCAGGAGAUGUUUCCAAUAUUCAUAUUAUUGUUGUUGUUAUCACUGCUGGAGAGUGGAGCUGCUGCUGCCGGAGGUGGCCUUGAUUACCGUGAAGCCCUCAACAAAGCCAUCAUCUUCUUCGAGGGCCAAAGAUCCGGGAACCUCCCCUCUUCAAACCGCGUGACGUGGAGGAGGGAUUCUGCACUCUCCGACGGUUCCUUCCAACAUGUGGACUUGGUGGGAGGGUACUAUGAUGCCGGAGACAACGUGAAGUUCAAUUUCCCGAUGUCGUACACCGCCACCAUGUUGUCGUGGAGCGUGCUGGAGUACGGCCGAAAAAUGAAAUCGCUGUCGGAGUUGGAAAAUGCUCGGGACGCCAUCCGGUGGGCCACCGACUACCUCCUCAAGUGCGCCGUUCAUCUCUCCGCCGGGAGGCUCUACGUGGGCGUCGGAGACCCCGGCCAAGACCACCUCUGCUGGGAACGCCCCGAGGACAUGGACACCCCACGGACCCCCUACUGGGUCACAUCCCACACUCCCGGCUCCGAAGUCGCGGCGGAAACCGCUGCCGCAAUGGCCGCCGCAUCCUUGGUUUUCCGGCGAUCCGAUCCCGCGUAUUCUUCAAGGCUCCUCAAAACUGCAAAGCAAGUGUUUCGUUUUGCAAAUUCGUAUCGGGGCUCCUACGGAGAUUCACUCCAAUCUGCUGUCUGCCCUUACUAUUGCUCCUAUUCCGGAUAUCAGGACGAAUUAUUAUGGGGAGCAGCAUGGCUGCUCAGAGCAACAAAUGAUCUCAGAUAUCUCAAAUUCAUAAAGAAAAUUAAAGUCAAUGGAUUGCCAGACCUAUUUAGCUGGGACAAUAAGUAUGCAGGGGCGUAUGUUCUUCUCUCAAAGUGGGCUGUGGUGAAAAAAGAUGGAAGGUUUAAUGCAUACAAAGAGGGAGCAGAGCAUUUCAUGUGCGCCGUUCUCCCCAAACACCUUUCCCCUGCCUCUACAACCACAUACACACCAGGUGGUCUUAUGUACAAGUUGCCUGAAUACAAUAUGCAAUAUGUGACAUCCAUCACAUUCUUGAUGACCACCUAUGCCAAGUACAUUGCAUCAACAAAGACGCUAUUUUAUUGUGGAGACAACUCUAUUACUCGUCAUACUCUACGCAGCCAAGCAAAAACACAGGUGGACUACAUUUUGGGCAAAAAUCCAAAGCGGAUGUCAUACAUGGUCGGAUUUGGGGAAUAUUUUCCGAGAAGGAUCCACCACAGGGGGUCAUCAUUGCCUUCUACGGCGGCAAAUCCAAGUCAUUUGAGCUGUAACUAUGGCUUUGAGUAUUUUUACCAUACUUCCAAGUCCAAUCCCAAUAUCUUAACUGGAGCCAUAGUCGGGGGUCCAAC